CUAAGAGGCAGAGGACACGUGUGCUCACCUCAGUUCUUCUCCGACAACAGUACUGAACACACCUGAAUCCUCCACGCCACUUCUGUCCACACCCGCAGAGUCCACACCUGCAUCAUGAAGCUCUUAGUCUGCCUACUGGCCUGUCUCGCCUCAGCAUGGGGUCAGUCCUGCCCACCUGAAGAUGUCCACUAUUUCAGUGAUUCCCAGCAGUGUGACAAGUAUGUGGAGUGCAGGGAUGGAGUAGCCACAGAGCAGCUGUGUCCUGAUGGUCUACUCUUUAAUGACAAAAUAAAAAAUGGUCGCUACCCAUGUGACUACCCCAGUGAGGUCGACUGUGGCUCCAGGGGCCGUACUCAACCUCCACAACCAACGGAAUUCUGCCAGCACCAAUGGGGCUACUUCGGCUCUGGAAACCGAGCUGAAUGUGGUUAUUUCUAUAACUGUGUCAAUGGUGUUGCCCACCUAGUCAACUGCCCAGCCGGCCUUGCCUUCUCCUCUAGUACCUACCGCUGUGAGUGGGCUGAUGAAUCCAGUGACUGUGACGCUGAAGCCUACCUUGGGUUCUCCUGCCCCAAUAGCGUGGAUACGAAUCAGUUGCUGCUCAGUGGAUACCCACAAUUUAGAUCCCCCCGUGACUGUCGCCAGUUCUUCAUAUGUGUAAACACUUCCCCAAGGCUCCAGUUCUGCCAACUUGGUCUUGUCUUUAAUGAAGAGACGUACACCUGUGACGAGCCCCAAAAUGUCCGAGGAUGUGAGAAUUACUACACCCCAGAGGAACUGGCUUUGUACAGAGAACAGAGAGAGCGUCAACGUAUAGCCGAGGAGAAGAGGCAGGCUGAGUUGGAUGCUCUCAGACAGCAACUUGCUGCACGCAGGAAACAACAGCUUCAAUAACGCACCAAUUUCAGCUGACUGUGCAACAAUUUAUAGAAAAGAUGAUGCAAUGUUAAUAAAUAUGAUGUAGUCAAUCUAUACAUCUGAGUAAUAUACAUAGCACAAAUAACAAUCAUGAGCAAUUAUGCUGUAUAUAUAUAUAUUAUAUAUAUAUAUAUAUAUAUGUCGUGCCGAAUAGGCAGAACUUGCUAUCUUGGCUUAAAUAGCAACGCUCAUCUUGCCAUAUAGGACAAGCGAAAAUUUGUGUAUGCAAUAAUUUCGCCAAAAUCAUUCUGAACCUAACGAAAAAAAUAUAUUUCACUGUGUUCGUUUAGUAUUAAAUUAUUGUAAACAAAUCUAAAAUAUAUGUAGUUGGGUUAGGCUAAAAUAAAGUGUUCUUGUUAUAAUAAGGUUAGGCAAGUUUUCUAAGAUUCUGUUGAUGCAAAAUUAUAAAUUUUUACAUUAACAUUAAUGAAAAAAAUAUAUCUUUAAACGUAUAAGAGAAAUUUUUAGAAAGGACUUAAUUUUAAAUGAGUUCUUGCUAAUUGACCAGUUUUACAUAUUCAGCACGACAUAUAUAUAUAUAUAUAAAAGACCACUUGAAAGUAAACCAAGAAUCUUACAGCAUAAAUAGAAAUUAAGCAAAAUUAUGAAGCCUGAAAGCAAGUACUGUACUCUCCACUUGGUUUCACACCAUUGGCAUCAAUCAUUGCUGUAGCUCAGUCCAAAGCCUCCCAUCGAUAUUGUUGCAAUAUUCUGAGCAGAGUCAGUGGUGCAGUAUAAGCAUCAGUUACAAGCUACAGCAGAGUGAGAAAAAUUUAUCAAAAUCAUUCUGCAUCACUAUCAAGGUUACUGUGUAACGAGAGAAAAAAAGGCAUGUGGCAUUAAUGCCCCUAAAUGUCCCUGGCAUCUUCUCAACAUCUUACUACUACACAUUACUGUAUUAAUAUUAAAACACAAGUGCUAAACCUGCAUGGGUCAUGCAGCUUAUUACUAUACAGAAAGACAUUUCAUAGGAACAUUUUCUUUCAUUAUUAAUAUAGAGACAGUCCACAAGUAUAACACUACCCACUUGUUUAUUACAAUCAUAAAACCUUUAUAACUGCAGUGAUUUCUUUCUUUUUUAUACCAAUUCUUGUUGGUAAAUGUCCAAAUUAUAGGUGAUUCUUAAUUAUGAAAAUUUAAAAUUUCUAAACUGAAAUUCAGAAAUUUUACUCAUUCAGAUAUCCCCAAUUUUGGAGAAUAUUUCAGAUUAAGAUUUUAUGAAAAUAUUUCCUCUUAUAAUUAUUUUGCUUAAAAUAUUUCCCUAAAUAAUUUUAAGAAUUUUCAUAAAAAUUCAGAGCUUUCUGAAUUUUGGAGAACAUCUUGAAUUCAAAACACUGUUUUCUUUAUUAGGGAAAAUUUAAAGUACUGAACAAGAAUCUGAAUGAGGGAUAAACUACUGCAUUUGUAAUACUGAACAAUUAUUUACUGUAUAAAGUAAUACAGUACUGUAUUUUUUCCACCACAAAAAUGUGUAUACUUGACAGAAAACCCUUGCCUAAAUAAGAGAAAACUCCAAAUGUACUGUAUUUAAAACACUAAAAACUUAGCCACUAGAAGGAUCAAACACAGACACAAAUGUAAGUGACCAGUGCCAUACCUUAUUGUAGCUCCACUGACACCAGACCUUCAUCUUUAGCUUGACUUUUUCCAGCUAUUUAUCUAUUUUCUCCUCCUUCCACCUCUUCCCACAUCAUCAUCUUAAGAUUUUCCAUCACAGAGUCAACCAAAUUUUGGUAUUAUGUACCAUGUAUAUACAGUACUUGUAUUACCAAGUAUUAGCCAAUAAAGGCCUACAGUAUACUUAA
This is a messenger RNA of Cherax quadricarinatus, 2723 nucleotides long. RefSeq names its product protein obstructor-E. The record is from RefSeq and is a predicted model, not a curated record. Gene Ontology annotation, cellular component: extracellular region. Gene Ontology annotation, molecular function: chitin binding. NCBI's taxonomy places the organism in Eukaryota, Metazoa, Arthropoda, Malacostraca, Decapoda, Parastacidae.